AUGUCCAAGUACGUGACGAAAUAUAUCCCGAGCGGCUCGACCGUGAAGGCUCGGGUCACCACCCUCAGUGCGUGGGAGCUUCCCAAGCAAGAAUCCGCCCUCGCACCCAAAGAUGUCUGGACAAACUCUGAUAUGGACCCUGUCCCGCCCCAAUACCAGACGUGGACGCUCUGGACUUGGAUGGCGUACUGGGCCACGGACACUAUCAACCUCGGCACCUGGGAAACCGCAUCGUCUAUCCUCGCCGUCGGCUUGAAUUGGCGCGAUGCCAUCCCCAUCAUGGUGGUCGGAACGUCCUGCGUUGCAGUCCCUAUGGUUCUCAACGGUGCGAUCGGCGCGAAGCUUCACAUACCGUUCUCCGUCAUUGUGCGAUCCAGUUUCGGCUAUUACUUCGGUUAUUUCUGUAUCUUCUCCCGUUGUGUUCUGGCAUGCUUCUGGCUUGGGAUCCAAGGUGCAAACGGAGCACAAUGCAUCACCCUGAUGCUGACCGCCAUCUGGCCAUCUUAUGGGCACAUCAAGAACCAUUUGGCCUCGGACGCGGGCAUCACAACCCAAGGCAUGAUAAGCUACUUCCUGUUCUGGAUCAUCCAGCUUCCACUCCUGUUGAUCCCACCCACCAAGUUACGAUGGCUUUUCAUCGUGAAACUUGUUGCAGCGCCCGUCACGGCCCUUGCCACGCUCGGGUGGAUCGUCCACAAGGCAGGUGGCGGCGGUGCCAUCUUCCAUCUACCCGAGACUGUCCAUGGCAGCACUCGCGCCUGGCUCUGGUUGUCUUGCAUGUCCUCGGUCACCGGCAGCUGGGCCACACUAGCUUGCAACAUCCCUGAUUUCAGUCGAUACGCAAAGUCGAGCAAAGGACAAUAUAUCCAACUUCCGUUCCUCCCGGCCAUCUUCACAGUUUGCGGCGUGAUGGGCAUCGUUACGACUUCGGCCUCGAAAGUCGUCUAUGGCGAGUAUCUCUGGAAUCCUCUUGACAUUAUCGACCACUGGCUCGGCAGUCACGGUGGAAGAGCCGCUGCAUUCUUCGCCGCACUGUCCUGGUACAUUGCCCAAGUCGGCACAAACAUUACGGCGAACAGUAUCUCUGCCGCCAACGACAUGACGGUCAUGUGCCCCAAGUACAUCAACAUUAAGCGCGGUUGUAUGCUUGCAGCUGUUAUUGGAGGCUGGGUAAUCGUGCCGUGGAAGAUUCUCAGCUCUGCGUCAACCUUUUUGGCCUUCAUGGGCGGCUAUGCUGUCUUCCUGGCUCCCAUGGCUGGUAUCAUUGCCUCAGACUACUGGAUCGUCAAGAAACAGCAUGUCGACGUCCCCGCGCUGUACGACCCUCAUGGCCGGUACAGGUACAACAUUACGGGCAUAAACUGGCGAGCCAUGCUGGCCUUCUUGCUCGCAGUCGGGCCGAACCUGCCUGGUCUAGCCUACAGUAUCAACAGUGGCUCCAAGAUCACCACGGGAGCAAAGCAUCUAUACUCGUUUGAUUGGCUGUAUGGAUUUCUUACGAGCAUUUUCGUUUACAGCGUAACGAGCCAUUUCUGGAAGCCUACCGACCAGCUCGUUUCCCAUACCGUGUACGGUAUCCCGACCGACCCGAUGGAUGAAGAAGCAUACGAGGAGCAGUACGAUGAGAAAGUGUUGAGGAAGGACAGCCUGGUCGGCAACCCCAAGGGAUUUUCGAACAUUGGUGGAAUUGAUAACAUGGGUAGCGCUCUUCAUUUCAGGAAGUCGGUCGAGGAGACGGCUCGCGCGAGUAUCGAGAUUAGACAGAGCCAUGCAGCUCAGGGUGGCCAGGGUCCGCAUGAGCCAGGGUCCGUUCCAAGUCAUCUCAAAGGCGUGGAUCAACAGGUUCUCGACGAGAAGAUGGUUUGA
Messenger RNA from Exophiala spinifera, 1866 nucleotides. RefSeq lists its product as uncharacterized. Gene Ontology annotation, molecular function: nucleobase transmembrane transporter activity. Gene Ontology annotation, cellular component: plasma membrane. Gene Ontology annotation, biological process: nucleobase transport; transmembrane transport. The record is from RefSeq and is a predicted model, not a curated record. The coding region runs from base 1 to 1866 and encodes 621 amino acids. NCBI's taxonomy places the organism in Eukaryota, Fungi, Ascomycota, Eurotiomycetes, Chaetothyriales, Herpotrichiellaceae. The transcript has 4 exons.